Molecule: messenger RNA, 877 nt
Organism: Striga asiatica
Lineage: Eukaryota; Viridiplantae; Streptophyta; Magnoliopsida; Lamiales; Orobanchaceae
Source: the annotation of a GenBank genome assembly
GCGGUAUUUAGCAAUUCAGAUAAAUAAUUGGUGAGAGAAAAAAAAAGGCUUACAAAUUACUCUAUCAAUUAAACAAGUGUGUGCGUACUGCGUACCCAAUAGAAACCGAUCCAGACGUACAAAGAGAGAAUGGCUUCCCAAACCAACGAUCCUCGCCUCCCAUCGGCGGCGAGGCCGUACAAGCCGUCGGUCGUCGCUCCGCAGGACGCCCCCAUCGAUUACUCCGGCUUCGUCGCCGUCAUUUGCGGCGUCUUUGGUGCUAUGUUCCGGUAUAAGGUCUGCUCGUGGCUUGCGGUGAUAUUCAGCGCACAAUCGCUUGCUAAUAUGAGGAACAUGGAGAACGAUCUCAAGCAGAUCUCCAUGGCCAUGAUGUUUGGGAUCAUGGGAUUGGUGACAAACUACAUGGGGGUGGGACCUCAGCCGAGCCCCAAAAGUUAGCAACCUUAUAUGUUGGAUUUGCCAAUGUUGAAAGCCUUCUUUUUCUUGCUCUUGUUAAAAUGCUGCAAUUCACAUAUUUUACUUGUCUAAGAAAUCUAAGACCCUAAUACCCCCCACUCCCUUUUUCUUUAGUUUCGAUUUUCAAGUCGAUGUAAUCUUUUGUAAUAGUUAGUUGGACUAGGUCGGAUAUGAAUAUUCAACAUCACAAUCGGAGAUGGAUUACACAACUGUUUUUCUGGGAUCUGAAGCCCGAUUUUAUUGUGCCCUUAUGUGCCUUCCAUUGACUUGCACUAUGAAAUGUUCAUCCAUGCUAAUGUUUCAAUAAGCUAUGUUGUUUUGAUAGUUCGUUUUGGCCGCACUUUGGUUCAUGAUUGUUGGCUAUAAGCUCUAGUUUUGGGAUUCACUACGAGAAGUGGCUCUUACAGAAAGAUCUGGUUGC